Messenger RNA from Ilyonectria robusta, 2781 nucleotides. Its product is annotated as family 3 glycoside hydrolase. NCBI's taxonomy places the organism in Eukaryota, Fungi, Ascomycota, Sordariomycetes, Hypocreales, Nectriaceae. The transcript has 5 exons. The record is from RefSeq and is a predicted model, not a curated record. Gene Ontology annotation, biological process: peptidoglycan turnover; carbohydrate metabolic process. The coding region runs from base 1 to 2781 and encodes 926 amino acids. Gene Ontology annotation, molecular function: hydrolase activity, hydrolyzing O-glycosyl compounds.
AUGGCCUCCUCAGUGCACGUAGACGAUCUGGAUCCACUAUGGCAGAACCUCGAUUGGGCCAUUGGCCAGAUCCUGAUUAUGGGCUGGGAUGGCACUGAAGUCACGCCCCAGAUCAGGAGUCUCAUCGAGGAUCACCAUCUUGGCUCCAUCAUCCUCACAGCCAAGAACCUCAAGUCUGCCCAGCAAACCGCCAGGCUGGUCCAGGAACUUCAAACUAUUGCCCAGAAAGCGGGUCAUCCCACCCCACUAUUGAUUGCCCUUGACCAGGAGAAUGGCGGCGUCAAUAGUCUCUUUGACGAGGACUAUGUCUGCCAGUUCCCCAGUGCCAUGGGCGUUGCCGCCACCGGCCGGGCCGAGUUGGCUUACGAGGUCACCAAGGCCACCGCCACAGAGAUAUCGGCGUGUGGUGUGAACCUCAUGCUUGGCCCGGUCCUUGAUGUGCUUAACAACGCCCGAUACCAACCAUUAGGAGUACGUGCUACCGGAGACGAUCCACAGGAGGUCUCCACGUAUGGUCUCGCUGCCUUGAAAGGCAUUCGGGACGCAGGUAUGGCAUCCUGUGGAAAGCACUUUCCGUCCUAUGGAAAUCUAGACUUCCUUGGUUCCAACCUAGAUGUCCCUAUCAUUACUCAGACUCUCGAAGAGUUGAGCUUGAGUGCUUUGGUCCCAUUCCGAAAUGCUAUUGCUUCCGGCAAGCUAGAUGCCAUGUUCAUCGGUGGUUGUGGCAUCUCCAGCCCAUCUAUGAAUGUCAGCCAUGCUUGUCUAUCAGACCAGGUCGUGGAUGACCUAUUGCGCAAUGACUUGGGGUUCAAUGGUGUUGCCAUUUCGGAAUGCCUAGAAAUGGAAGCCCUGAGCCAUGAACUUGGUGUCCAGAACGGUGUUGUCAUGGCCGUGGAGGCAGGAUGUGAUUUGGUUCUUCUUUGCCGAGCUUACGAUGUCCAGCUUGAGGCUAUCAAGGGGCUGAAGCUGGGAUAUGAAAGUGGCAUCAUUUCCAAGGAGAGGAUACUCACGUCAGUGAGACGUGUUCUUCGUCUCAAGUCAACCUGUACUUCAUGGACCAAGGCCCUGAACCCCCCAGGGAUUUCUCUAUUGUCUCAGCUUCACCCGGCUCACCUCGCGCUGUCACUCCGAGCGUAUGACGAUUCCAUCACCGUCAUCCGAGACAAGGAGAAGCUACUCCCCCUGUCAGCCUCGAUGCACUCGGGAGAAGAGUUACUCCUGCUCACGCCUCUCGUCAAGCCACUUCCGGCAUCUUCUCUCACCAAGAAGCUUCUCAAUGCUAAGGAUAGCCAGCAUAUGGCCUGGACUACUCACGACAUGUGGUCCCAUCGCGACCGCGAACGUGGUGCGAUAAUGAGUGGAGAGGGUGUUUUUAGGGAGUUUGGAAAGUCCCUAGCAAGAGCCCGCAAUGAAAAGCUACUCCAUACCAGUUACACUGCCAAUGGAGUUCGGCCAGUUCACGAGAACUUGAUAAACAGGGCAUCUUGCAUCAUAAUUGUCACCGCUGAUGCCAACAGAAACUUGUAUCAAGCUGGCUUCACAAAGCACGUCGAUAUGAUGUGUUCUAUGCUCCGAAGUAGAGGUCAGAAGAAGCAACUCAUUGUAGUCGCGGUUAGCUCACCAUAUGACUUUGCCAUGGACAAAUCCAUCGGCACAUAUCUCUGCACAUUUGACUUCACAGAGAACGCCUUGCAUGCCCUUGCCAGGGCACUCGUGGGUGACAUCACCCCACUUGGGACGCUCCCCGGUACUCUGAGAAAGAGCAAAAAGGUCCUCAAAUCGCGACAACACUGGCUUGUGGAAGAAUAUCACCCCGAUCGUGAUGCUUCCGGACUUGACGAGUUGCUACGGGCCGUUCAUCGAGGCAGUACUCCCGACCUCCAAUUCCUGCAGACAACGACGGCAGCCACCUUUCAACUUAACAAUCAGCACAUCAGCGAGGCCCAUUUUGUUGUGCGAAAUUCCAGCACGCAAGCUCUGUACGGCUUUGUAGCCACCUACUAUCUCCAUGGAGUGGGAAUGUUGGGCGCAAUCUUUGUCGAUCCUGGAAAGCGAGAUGUGUCUAUUGGCAGGUCUCUACACCGGCGAGCAAUGAAAAGUCUUAUUCAAAGACGGGGAAUCAAGAAGGUGCAAAUUGGAAUGGCACUUCCAGGCGUCUUCACAGGAAUCCCUGUCGACGUCCAGGUGAACACGGUCAAGGAGUGGUUCACCAACAGCGGCUGGGACACACAGUUCCCUCGCCGGGUCACUGAUAUGGUCAUUCAAGACUUGGCUAACUGGACUGCUCCCGAGGGGCUGCUUCAAAGCAUCCAGAGGGUUAACAUCAGCUUUGACCUAAUCCACGGAGUAGACAAUGCGGAAAGUGUGCUCGGCCAUGUCCGCGCACACGCAAACCCCGAGAUCCUCGAGCUCUACAGGUUCGCCUUACAGGAGACAAAGGCUUGCGGCAUCGUACGUGCAAAGGACGGCGGAGGCAAUUUGCUGGGAACAAUCAUCAUCUCUCGUCAACAUAGCCCGUUGGCCACCUAUGUGCCAGCGCUUUUGUCCCACUCAGAAGAUAUUGGUGGGAUUCUCGCACCCGUCGUUCCGGCCAUGCCCUUUGCGACGCUUGUGCUACAAGGUCUGGCUCUUAUGGGCGUACGUCAAAACAAGAGCCACAGGGCAUCAAAAACUGUGCUGGGCUGGGUUGUUGAUGACGGAACCGAGCCGCUGGCGGCAAUGGGUUUUGAGACCCUACAAGCGUUUGACGAGAUUACGAAUGCCCCCGAUAAUGUAAGUUAA